Messenger RNA from Labrus bergylta (ballan wrasse), 1409 nucleotides. RefSeq names its product enoyl-CoA delta isomerase 1 (gene eci1). Gene Ontology annotation, cellular component: mitochondrion. Gene Ontology annotation, molecular function: delta(3)-delta(2)-enoyl-CoA isomerase activity. Lineage: Eukaryota; Metazoa; Chordata; Actinopteri; Labriformes; Labridae. Gene Ontology annotation, biological process: fatty acid beta-oxidation. The record is from RefSeq and is a predicted model, not a curated record.
CAAAAAGCCAAGUAGAAGAAGAUUGCUCCUGCUCACUGACCAUUACGGAACUAAUCUGCACAAGAUGGCAUUGAGAGCUGCAUUGAGGAACAAGUGCGGUCUUUCAAGUCUUCUGUCUCAGCUCUCCUCCUGCAGCAGUCAUGGCGGAGUGCGUGUGUCUCCAGCCUUCAUCGCUCAGCAAAGGAACAACUCCUCCUCGUCUGCGGUCAAAGUAGAUUUUGACCAAAGCACAGGCGUGGCAGUGCUGCACAUGCAGAGUCCACCUGUCAACAGCCUCAGUUUAGAUUUCCUCACUGAGUUCUGCAUCAACGUGGAGAAGCUAGAGAUGGAUAAGAGCUGCCGAGGCCUCAUCAUCACCUCGAGCCAGCCAAAGGUGUUCUCAGCUGGUCUGGACAUCAUGGAGAUGUACGGGAAAAGUCCGGAGCGCUGUGGAGUGUUCUGGAAAGCUGUUCAGGAAAUGUGGCUGAAAAUGUACAGCUCCAACAUGGUCACUAUUGCUGCAAUUAAUGGUUCCAGUCCUGCUGGUGGCUGUCUGAUGUCUCUGACGUGUGACUAUAGGAUAAUGGCAGACAACCCUCGUUUCAGCAUCGGCCUCAAUGAAACGCAGCUCGGUAUCGUUGCACCUUUUUGGUUUAAGGACACCCUCGUCAACACAGUGGGCCACCGACAUGCGGAGAUGGCCCUGGAGUUGGGGUUGCUCUACAACCCGUCAGAGGCCCUGAAGAUCGGCAUGGUGGACCAGCUGGUCCCAGAAGACCAGGUCCUCACCACAGCAGCACAGACCAUGAAGAAGUGGUUGGCUAUUCCAGAUCAUGCCAGACAGAUCACCAAGUCCAUGAUGAGGAAGCCAACCGUCGAAAAACUCAGGUCCGAAAGAGAGGCGGACAUCAACAAUUUUGUUAGCUUCAUCACUAAGGACUCCAUUCAGAAGUCUCUCCGCAUGUAUAUUGAGAUGCUUAAAAAGAGAAAGGGCUAAAAAAAGAGAGGAACACGUUAAACAACAAACAUACACACACAGUGUUUCGACACUAUUUGCCUUCUGUUUAAUGUCUUCAUCGGUGCUAUGGUCCUUAAAUAAAGCUCUCUACAACUCUCUUUCACAUCAUUGUUCUACCAGCAAAAAAAAUCACAUGUUCAAUAAAGAGUUUGAUCCCCUCUUACCAGGCAGAGACCAAAUUAGCAGGGCAUUAAUAUACUCAGAAAUAUUUUGCCAAUGAUUCACUCACAAAUAAAGUUUUUUUGUACAAAUGGUUGAGGAAUAAGAAUGACCUUCCGCUAAGCCCCACCCUAAACGUUGGCUACAUCUGUAGCAUGGUUCAUAUGCAGUGGCACUUAAAGUUUGCAGUAAUAUUUGAACUAAUAUAAAUGUUGUCAAAUAAGUUAAUAAAUGUGUGCUUCUGACAAAGAAA